AUUUCUUUGCGUUUGUGACCGUGAUUGAAAUGCGGCUUCGUGCGAUCCCAUGACCUCAAAGUGAACGUUUGCUGUCUUAUCUUGCCAUGUCCGCUCAUUCACGUAACAAGGAUGGACGAUGCCGGCGAGAAACGGAGACGCGACAAUUCCGCCGCGAUGGUCGGCCCGAGCUGGAUGGCCGUCCCUCGCGCCGCCACCAUUCAUCUUCGCUGCAUUUACGAGCCCAAAGCGCAAGCCCCCAAGGUGCCGGUUUUGAUCCGUCCUCCGGGCCCGAGACCUCCAUCGCUACAGCGGGACUCAAAUGUCAGCGUGACCGCCGAUCCGCCGACCAAGACUAUCAUGAGGAGACGAGCUCGGUCUCUUCCGUCACCGGCGGAACGGAGGCGGGAGCUCAGGAGCCAGCAGGUUCGCUUUGUGGACUCCCUGGGCCUGGAUUUAGAGGAGGUGAAAGUGUUUAAAGUUCAAGAGCGACCCCUGAUACCCCAACAUGUCAUGUUCCGACUACUGAUGAGCUCCGAGAGGGCCUUCGGGAAAUCUCUGGAGCUGUCGCUGCCUCACUUUAAACCCUGUUUCCCGGAGAACUUGGGCGCUCGAGCCGACUUCCUGCCGCGUGUGCGCGCGCAAGGCGUGUGUCUGGAGCACGUCGUGUGCUCCGAGCUGGGGAUUGCGGGCACCAUACAAGUCCUUAAUUUAGACUAUGAGAAAAAGGUCACAGUGCACUACUCUUUUACCAACUGGAGAACAUCCACGGACACGGCGGCCUCCUGGGUCUCAAGUGGGGCGGAAGGGGAACGCGAUUCUCCGGGGACCGACGUCUUCCGAUUCCGUCUGCCGGUGCCGCCUUUCAUUUUGCUGCCAGGAGCUUUACUGGAAUUCGCCAUCUGCUAUCAUGUCAAAGGCUCAAAUUAUUGGGACAACAACAAUGGCUGCAAUUACAAACUGACUUGUCAUAGUUACAAGGUGACCGUUCCAAGGGAAUGCGAGGACAGUAUGCUGCAUUUUACCUGAGCGACCACACGAGGGAGCUAUUGCACAUGUAUGGGAACGCGGCUGUUGGCAGUUUCACGAUUCUGUGAGACGUUUACUGUACAUCGACUCAAAUACUCGACUACUGUGGCGAGAGGCUGCCUUUUGACUAAACACAUUUCCAUUUGAGGCUGUUCAAUAGAUCAUAUUAUUCUCUGUACAGCUUUUCCAAUUAGCCUAGGCGCAGCAUGAGAAGAAGUUAGCUGAGGGUGGACGUGUGAUGUGAUUUUUUUUGGGCGUCACUUAAAGUUGGAUAAAAAACUGCCGAGAAUCACCAUCCAUGCAGGGCGACAACUGCGACUCGGGAUAUUCCCUUUGCACUCACAAGAGCAUCCCUUUGUGUCGUAGCCCUCCGCAGGUUUCUGGCUAUUGCAAGGUAGAAGACACCUCACCACCUGCCACAGUGGACACUUGUGCUAUUCAUGACUCCACAGAGCGAGCCGUUACAGUGACUGUACAGCAGAAAUUUAACCCGAGCGGCCAUCUGUCAAAUUCGAUUGCCAGGAGAACACUGUGAAUCACACAAGACGUGUGUGCUGAUGUCAAAAAUGAAGCAUAAACUGCACAACCAAUGGAAAUGUUGCCAUACGGGAUGGCCCGUUAUAUCGACGUACUAUUUUUGCUUUUUUUCGUGGCCUACAAACACACAGUACAAAAUUAUUGUUCUGUAAUUUUUUUUGUAGCAUAAAAAAAAGCUUGAAACUGAAAAGUUUGAACGUUGAUCCAAACGUACCUUGUUGGUGCUUGGGGGGAGGACAACAGCGUGUAUCUCGGCCCCCGUUAGCCAUUUUUUUUUAAACUUCCAUUAGAUACCAUAAGAAGGGCUUGGCAAAAAAAAUAAAAAUAACCACAACUGUGAACUAUAACAAAAAUAGCAUGUUUGGGAGGCAUAUUCAGAACUAGCAUCUCAUUAAAAAACGGACAUAGAUCGGAAAAGGUAAAAAUGACUUUUGAGCUUUUUUUUUUAACCUCCAUUAGAUACCAUAAGAAGGGCUUGGCAAAAAAAAAAUAACAAUAAUUCAACUGUGAACUAUAACAAAAAUAGCAUGUUUGGGAGGCCUAUUCAGAACUAGCAUCUCAUUAAAAAACGGACCUAGAUCGGAAAACGGUAAAAAUGACACACUUUUGAGCUGUGAGCUUCCAGCGAUGCGAAGCUCAUGUUGAUGCUUUCUAUUACGUUUGAAGAAUACUGACGCCUGCUUUUAGUCUACUCGAAGAGUGUUUCUCUGUAAGAGAACAGCGCAAGACCGGAAACAUGUCACCAGUCUCAAUUUGUUGAUGGCAACAUCAAUAAAGGUUUUUUAAAAAAAGGAAAAAAACAGAGCGCCAUUGACUGGCCCUGUGCUAAAUUGUGGCUAAUUGUGCAACACUUUUAAAGGUACUAUACAAAGGGGAGGGCGGCCCGGUACCGGGUUCGAUUCCAGCUCCGGCCUCCCUGUGUGGAGUUUGCAUGUUCUCCCCGGGCCUGCGUGGGUUUUCUCCGGGUGCUCCGGUUUCCUCCCACAUUCCAAAAACAUGCGUGGCAGGCUGAUUGAACACUCUAAAUUGUCCCUAGGUGUGAGUGUGAGUGCGAAUGGUUGUUCGUCUCUGUGUGCCCUGCGAUUGGCUGGCAACCGAUUCAGGGUGUCCCCCGUCUACUGCCCGGAGACAGCUGGGAUAGGCUCCAGCACCCCCCGCGACCCUAGUGAGGAUCAAGCAGUUCGGAAAAUGAAUAAUAAUAAUGAAUGAAUGAAUGAAUAUACAAAGGGGCAUUUUGACUGUACCAGAAACUAUUUUCUGCUCUACUUUUGCAGUGACGGGUUGUAUUCCAUUCCAAAUUUUCUGCAGGCAUGUGCACCUCUGGCUAUUA
Messenger RNA from Hippocampus zosterae (dwarf seahorse), 2875 nucleotides. It is a transcript of the gene ppp1r3db, whose product is annotated as protein phosphatase 1, regulatory subunit 3Db. Bases 112 to 1008 code for a protein of 298 amino acids. Gene Ontology annotation, molecular function: protein phosphatase 1 binding; glycogen binding. Gene Ontology annotation, cellular component: protein phosphatase type 1 complex. Gene Ontology annotation, biological process: regulation of glycogen biosynthetic process. The record is from RefSeq and is a predicted model, not a curated record. NCBI's taxonomy places the organism in Eukaryota, Metazoa, Chordata, Actinopteri, Syngnathiformes, Syngnathidae. The transcript has a single exon.